Messenger RNA from Didymella exigua CBS 183.55, 1940 nucleotides. RefSeq names its product 26S protease regulatory subunit 6A. Gene Ontology annotation, cellular component: proteasome regulatory particle, base subcomplex. The transcript has 3 exons. The record is from RefSeq and is a predicted model, not a curated record. Gene Ontology annotation, biological process: proteasome-mediated ubiquitin-dependent protein catabolic process. NCBI's taxonomy places the organism in Eukaryota, Fungi, Ascomycota, Dothideomycetes, Pleosporales, Didymellaceae. The coding region runs from base 320 to 1711 and encodes 463 amino acids. Gene Ontology annotation, molecular function: proteasome-activating activity; ATP binding; ATP hydrolysis activity.
AGUUAUGCCUCCUGAGAUCAUGCGGACUUGCUCCACACUCGAAGAACAAUUCAUCUAGGCGAUCAAAUAAGGUGAAAUUUAGUUGCCGUUGUGAAAGUCCGCCUCAAUCAGGAAGCUUCGACGCGCCAAGACCGGAGUAAUCGCGGGAGCUUCACCUUCGUCACCGUUGCUGCCUCCCAAACAGCUUCACAUCAACACCCCACCAACCCGACUUCUCCGCCAGCGAUACCUUCCCCGGUCACUAUCACGUCGCGCCUCUCAUCAGGACGUAGUCUCCGCCUCAUUCCACUCAACGUCAACCCCGCCCAACGCCGCCACCAUGUCCACACUUGAGGAUCUCGACGAUCUUGAGCGCCACGAGAAGGAAGAGAAGAAGGACGAGGACAAGAAGAAGGAUGGCGAUGCCGGUAAGGACGGAAAGAAGGCCGACGGCGACGCAGAAAUGGAGGAUGCCGAGCCAGGGGAGGAGCCACUCGACGAGGAGAUCCUCAACUCAAGCACACGAGACAUUGUCGCGCGGAGACGGUUACUGGAAAACGACAUGCGCAUCAUGAAGAGCGAGUUCCAGAGGCUCACACACGAGAAGGCGGCGAUGAACGAGAAGAUCAAGGACAACCUGGAGAAGAUCGAGAACAACAGACAACUGCCGUACCUGGUCGGGAAUGUCGUCGAGAUUCUAGACCUGGAUGUCGAGGCAGAGGCCAAGGAGGAGGGCGCAAACAUCGACUUGGACGCCACCCGCGUGGGCAAGUCGGCGGUCAUCAAGACGUCCACGAGACAAACCAUCUUCCUGCCCCUCAUCGGUCUGGUAGACCACGAGAAGCUUAAGCCUGGUGACUUGAUCGGUGUGAAUAAGGAUUCGUACCUGGUUCUCGACACACUCCCCGCCGAGUACGACAGUCGAGUGAAGGCCAUGGAGGUCGACGAGAAGCCGACGGAGAAGUACACAGAUGUCGGUGGACUGGACAAGCAGAUCGAGGAGCUGGUCGAGGCUGUUGUCUGGCCCAUGAAGGAGGCCGAGAGGUUCAAGAAGAUCGGCAUCAAGGCGCCAAAGGGUGCACUGAUGUACGGUCCUCCCGGUACCGGCAAGACCCUCCUCGCCCGCGCCUGCGCCGCGCAGACCGACGCGACCUUCCUCAAGCUUGCAGGCCCACAACUGGUGCAGAUGUUCAUAGGGGACGGAGCCAAACUGGUUCGCGACUGCUUCGCCCUCGCCAAGGAGAAGGCGCCCUCCAUCAUCUUCAUUGACGAGCUCGACGCCGUAGGCACAAAACGUUUUGAUUCCGAAAAGUCUGGUGACCGCGAAGUCCAGCGAACCAUGUUGGAGCUUCUCAACCAGCUCGACGGUUUCGCAUCCGACGAUCGCGUCAAGGUCCUCGCCGCCACCAACCGUGUCGAUGUCCUCGACCCCGCUCUUCUCCGUUCCGGUCGUCUGGAUAGGAAGAUCGAGUUCCCGCUGCCGAACGAGGAGGCCCGCGCCCAGAUCAUGCGCAUCCACUCGCGAAAGAUGACCGUCGAUGAGGGUGUCAACUGGCAGGAGUUGGCGCGCAGUACCGAUGAGUUCGGCGGUGCGCAGCUCAAGGCUGUCUGUGUCGAGGCUGGUAUGAUUGCUCUGCGACUUGGGCAGCAGAAGAUCAGCCACGAGCACUACGUCGAUGCUAUUGCCGAAGUGCAGGCUAAGAAGAAGGAUACCGUCAACUUCUACGCCUAGAUGUGGAUGUUGAAAUGCAUGGUUGGGGGGCUUGUGCACGCUGUCAGCGGCGCUUGUACUACAAGAUAGAGUUCGUCACGACACCAAUUCUAAUGACAUGGAUCGAAGGACCCUCAGUGCUUGCGUAGUCGUACUGACCGUGCUGUAGAUGCUAAAAUUAACCAAGCCAGAUCUUGUUUGUCUAUGAGAUUGCUUUUGAUUUCUGAAUAUUGUUGAUACAGAUAUAGAC